Mercurialis annua (annual mercury) is the source of this 4408-nucleotide messenger RNA. RefSeq names its product xanthine dehydrogenase 1-like. Lineage: Eukaryota; Viridiplantae; Streptophyta; Magnoliopsida; Malpighiales; Euphorbiaceae. The transcript has 14 exons. The record is from RefSeq and is a predicted model, not a curated record. Gene Ontology annotation, molecular function: 2 iron, 2 sulfur cluster binding; FAD binding; oxidoreductase activity. The coding region runs from base 200 to 4312 and encodes 1370 amino acids.
AGAAUAUUGCCCGAUACAGUGAUGCAACAAAAAAAAAGAACCGACCUUUAUCACAUGUAAUGCACUUUUAGAGUAAUUUAAAAUCAGACGGCAAAUCUUAUCUCAAGUUCAUCAAUUCAAAUGAUUUAAACCCAGAUCAAAUUUCACUGUAACUGAUAAGAAUCUGAUAAAAAGAUUUCAUCUUCGUGUUGUUUUAGUUAUGGGUUCGUUGAAAACUGAAGGAGAAGUGGAGCAGAUUGGAGAGGAUUCAGCAAAAGAAGCAAUCUUUUAUGUUAAUGGAGUGAGAAAAGUUUUGUCUGAUGGAUUGGCCCACUUGACUCUCAUCGAGUAUCUUAGAGACAUAGGAUUGACAGGGACAAAACUAGGCUGUGGUGAAGGUGGUUGUGGUGCUUGCACUGUUAUGGUCUCUCAGUACGACAGAAAAUUUAAGAAAUGUGUGCAUUAUGCCGUCAAUGCAUGCUUGGCUCCUCUGUAUUCAGUGGAAGGAAUGCAUGUUAUUACAGUGGAGGGAGUAGGGAACCGCAAAAAUGGCUUGCAUCCAAUUCAGGAAUCAUUGGAACGCGCUCAUGGCUCACAAUGUGGAUUUUGUACUCCUGGGUUUAUUAUGUCAAUGUAUGCACUGCUAAGGUCAAGCCAACAACCGCCUACCGAAGAGCAAAUUGAAGAAUCCCUUUCUGGAAAUUUAUGCCGUUGCACUGGUUACAGGCCAAUUGUUGAUGCAUUCCGUGUUUUUGCUAAAAGUAAUGAUGCAUUAUACACUGAUUAUUCUAAACUAAGCCUUCAAGAAGGUGAAUUUGUGUGUCCCUCAACUGGUAAACCCUGUUCAUGUAAAUCAAAAACUGCAAUUGACCUUGGUAACAGCUGUAAUAGUACAGCUUGUGGUAAUAGCUGCAAACCUACAUCUUAUAGUGAGGUAAAUGGGAGUACAUAUUCAGACAAAGAGCUUAUUUUUCCUCCUGAGCUGUUGCUGAGGAAAUUAACUCCCUUAAGCCUAACUGGAUUUGGCGGGCUUAAGUGGUAUCGACCGUUACGGCUCCAGCAUUUACUGGAUUUAAAAGCAAAAUAUCCAGAAGCGAAAUUGCUGAUAGGCAACACAGAGGUCGGAAUAGAGAUGAGACUAAAGAGAAUUCAUUAUCCAGUUUUGAUCUCUGUUGCACAUGUCCCUGAACUCAAUAUGUUGAGUGUCAAGGAUGAUGGUUUAGAGAUUGGUGCUGCAGUCAGACUGACCGAACUCCAUCAAAUGCUUAGAAAGGUUGUUAAGGAACGUCCUGCUCAUGAAACAUCUUCAUAUAAGGCAAUAGUUGAACAGUUAAAAUGGUUUGCUGGGAACCAGAUAAAAAAUGUUGCCUCUGUUGGAGGGAAUAUAUGUACAGCCAGUCCAAUAUCAGACUUGAACCCUCUCUGGAUGGCUGCAAGAGCAAAGUUUCAAAUCAUUGGCUCCAGAGGGAACAUUAGAACAACCUCUGCGGAAAAUUUCUUUCUUGGUUACCGGAAGGUGGAUCUUGCAAGUGACGAAAUUUUACUCUCAGUAUUCUUACCAUGGACUAGGCAAUUUGAGUACGUGAAAGAAUUUAAGCAGGCUCAUAGGAGGGAGGACGACAUUGCUAUUGUAAAUGCUGGAAUGCGUGUCUUUCUUGAGCAAAAAGGGGAACAAUGGGUAGUUUCGGACGCGUCAGUUGUUUAUGGCGGUGUAGCUCCACUUACUUUAUCAGCAGUAAAGGCAAAAACAUUUAUGAUUGAGAAGAAUUGGAAUCAAGAUCUCUUGGAGAGCAUUUUGAAAAUCCUAGAAACAGAUAUUUUACUUAAGGAGGAUGCGCCUGGUGGGAUGGUGGAAUUUCGGAAAUCUUUAGUUCUUAGUUUCUUCUUCAAGUUUUUUCUGUGGGUUUCAUAUCAGAUGGAAGGGGAGAAUUUAAUUAAGUCAAGUAUACCAUCAUCGCAUUUGUCAGCUGUAGAACCGUUCCAUCGGCCAUCAGUUGUUGGAAUUCAGGACUUCGAAAUUAUGAAACAUGGGACAUCUGUGGGAUCUCCUGAAGUUCAUAUGUCAUCGAGACUUCAGGUCACAGGGGAGGCUGAAUACGCUGAUGAUACAGCAAUACCUUCUAAUGGCUUGCAUGCUGCAUUAGUUUUGAGCAAAAGACCUCAUGCUCGAAUUUUGUCCAUCAAUGAUUCAGAAGCCAAGUCUUCACCGGGAUUUGCAGGCAUAUUUUUUGCCAAAGAUGUUCCAGGAGAUAAUCACAUUGGUGCAAUAAUUGAUGAUGAGGAAGUAUUUGCUUCAGAGUUUGUUACUUGUGUGGGACAGGUUAUAGGUGUGGUUGUUGCCGAUACACAUGAAAAUGCAAAACUGGCUGCAAGAAAAGUUUUUGUGGAGUAUGAAGAUCUUCCAGCAAUAUUAUCUAUACAGGAAGCCAUUGCUGCUGAAAGUUUCCAUCCUAAUUCAGAAAAGUGUCUGAUAAAUGGUGAUGUUGAACUCUGUUUUCAGUCAGGCCAAUGUGACAAAAUCAUAGAGGGGGAAGUUCAAGUGGGUGGACAGGAGCACUUUUACUUGGAGCCGCAGAGUAGUUUGGUUUGGACGCUGGAUAGUGGCAAUGAAGUCCAUAUGAUUUCGUCAACCCAGGCUCCUCAGAAGCACCAGAAAUAUGUGGCUCAUGUUCUUGGUCUUCCCAUGGGAAAAGUAGUUUGUAAAAUCAAAAGAAUUGGUGGUGGAUUUGGUGGAAAGGAGACAAGAUCAGCUUUCAUUGCAGCUGCAGCUUGUGUACCAUCAUAUCUGCUGAAUCGGCCAGUGAAAAUCACUUUGGACAGAGAUGAAGACAUGAUGAUUACUGGACACCGCCACAGCUUUCUAGGAAAGUACAAGGUUGGAUGCACAAAUGAGGGAAAAAUCCUUGCGCUGGAUCUUAAAAUCUAUAAUAAUGCCGGAAAUUCUCUGGACCUUUCUCUUGCUGUUCUUGAGCGUGCCAUGUUUCACUCUGACAACGUAUAUGAGAUACCAAAUGUCAGAAUUCUGGGGAAGGUAUGCUUUACUAAUUUUCCUAGUCACACUGCCUUCCGAGGAUUUGGGGGUCCUCAAGGAAUGCUUAUAGCUGAGAAUUGGAUUCAAAGAGUUGCUGUAGAACUUAACAAAAGCCCAGAAGACAUAAGGGAAAUCAAUUUCCAAGGUGAAGGAUCAAUUUUGCAUUAUGGCCAACAACUUCAUUACUGUACACUUCCCCAGCUAUGGAAUGAACUGAAGUUAUCUUGCAACCUUUUGAAGGCUCGUGAAGAUGCUAUCCAGUUUAACCGUCAUAAUCGCUGGAAGAAACGUGGUGUUGCUAUGGUCCCAACAAAGUUUGGCAUAUCCUUUACGACUAAGAUGAUGAACCAGGCAGGUGCUCUGGUUCAUGUCUACACAGAUGGAACUGUUUUAGUUACACAUGGAGGAGUUGAGAUGGGGCAAGGUCUGCAUACAAAAGUGGCUCAGGUUGCUGCUUCUGCUUUUAAUAUCCCUCUCAGUUCCGUGUUCAUAUCAGAGACUAGCACUGACAAGGUACCUAAUUCAUCACCAACAGCUGCUUCUGCAAGCUCUGAUAUGUAUGGAGCAGCAGUAUUGGAUGCAUGUGAGCAAAUAAUGGCACGGAUGGCACCUGUUGCUUCAAAACAUAAUUUCAGCUCCUUUGCUGAGCUUGCAUGGGAAUGCUUUACGCAGCGAAUAGACCUUUCUGCUCAUGGAUUUUACAUUACACCUGAGGUCGACUUUGAUUGGAAGACCGGUAAAGGAAAUCCAUUUAGAUACUUCACUUACGGGGCUGCAUUUGCUGAGGUUGAAAUCGACACAUUGACUGGAGAUUUUCACACAAGGGAAGCAAAUAUCAUUUUGGAUCUCGGAUAUUCCAUUAAUCCAGCCAUUGAUGUUGGACAGAUUGAAGGAGCAUUCAUACAAGGUUUAGGGUGGGCAGCCUUAGAGGAACUAAAAUGGGGAGAUUCAGCUCACAAGUGGAUAAAGCCUGGUUGCUUGUAUACAUGUGGACCUGGAAGUUACAAGAUUCCUUCAUUAAAUGAUAUCCCCUUUAAAUUCAGUGUUUCACUUCUAAAGGGGCAUCCAAAUGUGAAGGCGAUCCAUUCAUCUAAAGCAGUAGGCGAGCCUCCAUUUUUCCUUGCUUCCGCCGUCUUUUUCGCCAUCAAAGAUGCAAUAAUGGGUGCAAGAGCAGAAACAAAGCAUCAUGGGUGGUUUCCUCUAGAUAAUCCAGCAACACCUGAAAGGAUACGAAUGGCUUGUUUAGAUGAAAUCACAGCUCGGUUCAUAAACUCCGAUUACCGCCCCAAUCUUAGUGUUUGAUUUGUUACCUGCUUUCUGUACAUUUUAAUUGAACUAUGUAAAUUCCAAACUUUUGUCAUUGAUCUUAAUAACAGUAGUUUAACAUUCUUGUGCAAA